Messenger RNA from Prionailurus viverrinus (fishing cat), 2992 nucleotides. It is a transcript of the gene RLIG1, whose product is annotated as chromosome B4 C12orf29 homolog. Gene Ontology annotation, biological process: response to reactive oxygen species. Gene Ontology annotation, molecular function: RNA ligase (ATP) activity. NCBI's taxonomy places the organism in Eukaryota, Metazoa, Chordata, Mammalia, Carnivora, Felidae. The record is from RefSeq and is a predicted model, not a curated record. Bases 126 to 1172 code for a protein of 348 amino acids. The transcript is spliced from 7 exons.
GCCGCCGUGCUUGGGCGCGCAGUGUGCGUGGCUUGAGCACGGCGGCUGUUUGCAGGGGACGCUGUCCUGGUCGGGGUGCUGUUUUGGAAACGAGCUCAGCAUUCGCACUGUCUUUUGGGCCUACCAUGAGGCGCCUAGGUUCGGUGCAGCGGAAAAUGCCAUGUGUGUUUGUGACGGAGGUGAAAGAGGAGCCCUCCACCAAAAGGGAGCAUCAGGUACCGAGGUGUGCGGCCCCGUGGAGCGGCCGCGCAGGGGCUGCCGGGCGCUAUAGAGCCGCCCUGCAGCCAUUUAAAGUUUUGGCAACUGAAACUAUAAGUCACAAGGCAUUAGAUGCAGAUAUAUACAGUGCAAUCCCAACAGAAAAAGUGGAUGGAACAUGUUGUUAUAUUACUAACUAUAAAGGUCAGCCAUACCUUUGGGCUCGACUAGAUAGAAAACCUAACAAGUUAGCUGAGAAAAGAUUUAAAAAUUUUCUACAUUCAAAACAAAACUCAAAAGAAUUUUUUUGGAAUGUUGAGGAGGACUUCAAACCUGUUCCAGAGUGCUGGAUACCAGCGAAGGAAAUAGAACAAUUAAAUGGGAAUCCGAUGCCUGAUGAAAAUGGACACAUUCCUGGUUGGGUACCAGUGGAGAAAAACAACAAACAGUAUUGCUGGCAUUCCUCUGUAGUUAAUUAUGAAUUUGAAGUUGCCCUGGUACUGAAGCAUCAUCCUGAUGAUCCUGGUCUUUUGGAAAUUAGUGCAGUGCCACUAUCAGAUCUCCUAGAACAAACACUAGAGCUUAUCGGAACAAAUAUUAAUGGAAACCCUUAUGGGUUAGGAAGCAAGAAGCAUCCAUUACAUCUUCUUAUACCACAUGGGGCAUUUCAAAUAAGAAAUCUACCAAACUUGAAGCACAAUGAUCUAUUAUCCUGGUUUGAAGGUUGCAGAGAGGGUAAAAUUGAAGGAAUAGUAUGGCAUUGCAAUGAUGGCUGUUUAAUCAAGGUUCAUCGCCAUCAUCUUGGUUUAUGCUGGCCAAUUCCAGAUACUUACAUGAAUUCAAAACCUGUUAUUAUCAACAUGAACCUGAACAAGUAUGACCAUGCCUUUGAUACUAAGAGUUUGUUUAAUCUUCUUUCAAAAAUAGAUAAUCAGAAAUUUGGCAGACUCAGAGAUAUCAUACUUGAUGUAUAAACUAGAAAUGCAAUUAAAAAACAGCUUUAUUAUACUUAAACCUUGAAUAUUCUGCCAUGUGGGGAAGGUAAAAAAAUCUCAAGGUUCAGUGUCUAAUAUAGCAAUACAUCUUCUAGCAUUUCAGGAAAUGAAUUUCCCAGUUGGAAAUGUCUAUUCAAGAUUUUAUUUAGAAGCAGCAAAUGAAUUUCAACCACUAAACUUAAAAAAAUGUAAUAGUAAUCUCCCACCUUGUACAAAGGUUGGAUUCUACCAUUACUGGGUAGUAAUUUAAAAACAGCAGUUAAACAAUUCUGGAUCAUUAAUUUUGAGGAUUAAAGAAUUUAAAAAACAAUUUAAUCUUACUAGACACUUAACAAAACAUAUAGCUGUAACCUCAUAACAUGUUUAUAUACAUGUACAUAUAUAUAAAAUUAGUCUUAACACAUAUAAGUAUGUAAAUAUAUGUAAAAGUCCAAUUUUAAAUGUUAAAAUUAUUAAAGUUCACCCUCAUACUCUUUAAAAAACUUAAAUAUUAUGAAUGUACAGAAAUUCAUCAUAGCUCAUUUGAUAGACAUAAUUAAAAAAUCUUCAAAAAUAUACUUUUCUAAUGUUUAAAAUUUCGUAUUUUAAAUUACUAAAUUUAAAAUUCACUAAAUUUUAGUAAAUUUCCAAUUUAAUUUUAAAUUGGAUAUCUAGUAAAUUUUACUAAAACUUCCAAGGUACAGGAUAUGGAGAUGGAAAUCAUGUAGGUCAGAGACUUGAUUUCCUGAUGGAGUUUUAACUUACAAAGUUAAUAAAUAAAUAAAACUACAGUUAUAGGUGGUCCUUAAUAAAUGGGGAAAUUAGCAGGACUUUCCUCUUCAUCUUCAGACUGUUCAGAAGCAGCAACGGGACUGCUUAAUUCAACUCCAAAUUGUUCAGAAAGUUUUUUUAACUUCUCUUCUAAGAGAAUAUUCUUUUUCACUUCUUCUUUAUAAUUAUACUUCAGAUCUUCAAUUUCUUCAAAAAAUGAAGGAUCAAAGUUUUCCAGUUCUUUUUUCAGCUUUUUUAUUUCCUCCUAAUAGAAACAUGAUAACUUUAAAAGGUAUAGGUAGGAAUAAAAUACAUUCUUUAGGUUUGAACUGAAGAGAUGUAAUUGCAAACAUCAAAUCCAAAGUAACUUGAAUAAUCAAAUAGAAACUAUAUAGGCAGAAGUAUUUUCUUAGGAUUCUGUUAAUAAGGUAUCACUGUACAAGGUUUUAAGUAACAAACUUGUUAACUGACAAAUCAAACUGUUCUGUAAAUUAUGUCCUAGUCUUUGGAAUUUAUCAGUUCUUAAAUUGUGUGUGUAGGGGGUGGAUAUUUAAUCUUUAUCCAAAAGCAUAUCAGAUAUUCUCACUGAGGUAAUCAAAGACUUGGCUAUUCACUACACAAGUUAUGUUGGUUAAGAUUCUUUGGUUUAGGCUUCAUUUAUAUUUUUACAAAUACCUAUUUUUUUUAAUAGUCGACUUCAUAUAUAUGUGUAUGUGUGUAUAUAUAUAUAUAUUUAGGAUUAGGGAAACUCUAGAACUUCUACCUGGAUAAGAGGCCUCUGGUAAAGGGACCAUUUGAACUUUAGUGACCAUUUAGAAUAGCCAGUGAUUACUAGUUAAUUCUCCAAUUCAUGCUCUCUCGUUCUGUUUAUAGAUUCUUUAAGAGAUAAAGCAUAGCAAGUAUCUUUCUUUAAGGGAGCUAUUCUUGAAAAGAAUUUCAAAAGGAAAUAAAAGGCACUGUUCCCAGUGUGACCCAAAACUUAAGAAAAUAUAUUAAAAUAAUGAGCUAUAUUUGUGAAAAUUAAAAAAUAAAUUUACUCUUUAAUCCUA